Mesitornis unicolor (brown roatelo) is the source of this 1316-nucleotide messenger RNA. RefSeq names its product ankyrin repeat domain 13C (gene ANKRD13C). Gene Ontology annotation, molecular function: protein binding. The record is from RefSeq and is a predicted model, not a curated record. The transcript has 13 exons. The coding region runs from base 1 to 1203 and encodes 400 amino acids. Gene Ontology annotation, cellular component: cytoplasm. NCBI's taxonomy places the organism in Eukaryota, Metazoa, Chordata, Aves, Mesitornithiformes, Mesitornithidae.
AUGUCCCGAAACACUCCUUUACAUCUUGCUGUGAUGUUGGGACAUAAAGAAUGUGCCCACUUGCUUUUAGCCCAUAAUGCUCCAGUAAAGGUGAAAAAUGCUCAGGGAUGGAGCCCUCUUGCAGAAGCCAUCAGCUACGGAGACAGACAAAUGAUUACAGCACUCUUGAGGAAGCUCAAACAGCAGUCCAGGGAAAGUGUUGAGGAAAAGCGACCUCGAUUAUUAAAAGCCCUGAAAGAGCUAGGUGACUUCUACCUAGAGCUCCACUGGGAUUUUCAAAGUUGGGUGCCUUUACUAUCCCGAAUUCUGCCUUCUGAUGCGUGUAAAAUACACAAACAAGGUAUAAAUAUCAGGCUGGACACCACGCUCAUAGACUUUACCGACAUGAAGUGCCAACGAGGGGAUUUAAGCUUCAUUUUUAAUGGUGAUGCAGCACCCUCUGAAUCUUUUGUAGUUUUAGACAAUGAACAAAAAGUUUACCAACGAAUACACCAUGAGGAAUCUGAGAUGGAAACCGAAGAAGAGGUUGACAUUUUGAUGAGCAGCGAUAUUUACUCCGCAACAUUAUCAACCAAAUCCAUCACCUUCACGCGUGCCCAAACAGGGUGGCUUUUUCGAGAAGACAAAACAGAAAGAGUAGGAAACUUUUUGGCAGAUUUCUACCUGGUUAAUGGACUUGUGUUAGAGUCAAGGAAAAGAAGAGAACAUCUCAGCGAGGAGGAUAUUCUUCGAAAUAAAGCUAUCAUGGAGAGCCUGAGUAAAGGUGGCAACUUAAUGGAACAGAAUUUUGAGCCCGUGCGGCGACAGUCGCUUACGCCACCGUCCCCCAAUACCAUCACCUGGGAAGAGUACAUUUCUGCUGAGAAUGGAAAAGCCCCUCACCUGGGCAGGGAGCUUGUCUGCAAGGAGAGCAAGAAAACCUUCAAAGCCACCAUUGCCAUGAGCCAGGAGUUUCCCCUGGGAAUCGAAUCGUUAUUGAAUGUUUUAGAAGUAAUUGCACCCUUCAAGCACUUUAACAAACUUAGAGAAUUUGUUCAAAUGAAGCUUCCACCAGGCUUUCCUGUCAAAUUAGAUAUCCCUGUGUUCCCCACCAUCACAGCCACUGUGACUUUUCAGGAGUUCCGUUAUGACGAGUUCGACGAAUCCAUUUUCACGAUUCCCGACGACUACAAGGAGGACCCCAGCCGCUUUCCCGAUCUCUAACCCAGCUGGAAGCUUAGCGGUGAAUAACAGCACAGGGAAAGCCAAUGGAUGUGAAUGACCCACAGGUAGAAAUAGGAAAGUGGGUCAGAAAGGAAGGGAUAGACUUAAAAAUC